CUCUCUUAACAGACGUUGACACUCGAGUGCCCAGGCGCCUGUACGGCACCUGAUGUUUUAACUACCCAGUUGCCAGAUCUUAACGGGAGAAAGCGCGGCUUCUCGAUUUGAAUCCAAUCCAAGGCCGUGGAGGACUGUCUGAAGCAAGAUGUCUGAGAAAUGUGAUGAAUAGAAACUGAUAGCCAUUUCCAUUGCGAGCCUGGUGGCAAGAGCAGCCGCCAUUCAUGCUGCUUAAUCUUGAGCAUCGAGCUGGCCUCCCGGAGAUCCGGGUCCGGUCCCGACGUCAUUGGACCAGAGUGGAGACCAGCCCGCAUAGGAUGUUCGCAUGCGGCUACAAAAUAUUCGUCUCAUUGAUAACACAUCGUGGGAUCAUUCAUCCCCAAUCAGCCUCAACGAACAUGUCACUUACCAUGAGCAUUCAAUGGCAGCGCGCGCGAUGUCGGCUCAAGCUUCGCCUGCGAGUGGGGUCUCCAGCAGCGGGAACCACCUUGAUGGUCCCUUUCACCACAAAGAAUCCUGAGAAUAUUAUCUCAGGAAUUGAAGGCAGGCCGACGAAUUUGCGGAUUCAUUCAAUUUAUGUCUCUAUCGCUUCACCUUCAUACAUCAUUCCGCCAGAUUGCAGAACUACUCAAAAUGACCUCAAUGGGUCAGUUAUCCCAUCACAUUUGGCGCUGCUGAACACAUUCAUCUUCAUCUCCUCGCCGUCGAUCCCAGAAAUCUUCCAUGGAGUAAGCAACUUAUCCGGGAAGGCAGUCCCGUUCCUUUUGACGUGAUAUGCGACAGCGGGGUACAUCAGUUUUGUUAGCCAUCAAGGUUGUGACGUCCAUUUGUCAAUUCGUUGCGACUGCCAUCAAGGUGCACACAAUUCACAUGAGCCCGAUUGAACGAACGCCUGUCUUGUCGAGU
Pseudomassariella vexata is the source of this 906-nucleotide messenger RNA. RefSeq lists its product as uncharacterized. The transcript is spliced from 2 exons. Lineage: Eukaryota; Fungi; Ascomycota; Sordariomycetes; Amphisphaeriales; Pseudomassariaceae. The record is from RefSeq and is a predicted model, not a curated record. The coding region runs from base 225 to 773 and encodes 182 amino acids.